This is a messenger RNA of Monodelphis domestica (gray short-tailed opossum), 4753 nucleotides long. It is a transcript of the gene GIPC1, whose product is annotated as GIPC PDZ domain containing family member 1. The record is from RefSeq and is a predicted model, not a curated record. Gene Ontology annotation, molecular function: protein binding. NCBI's taxonomy places the organism in Eukaryota, Metazoa, Chordata, Mammalia, Didelphimorphia, Didelphidae.
GGGGAGUGUGGGGUGGGGUGGAUGAAGAAGAGGCAGGACUAGGCGGAGGGAUCCCUCUGGAAUGUGUCCGCCGACCCCACCCCGCCUCUGUGAUAGCGUUGAUUGGACCAGAGGUUCGAGAUAUGGCCGGCGAUUGGUCUGUCUCUAGAAUCAGCCCCGCCCCGCUUCCUGGGCGCCUCUGUGGGAGAGAGAGGCCCCGGCAGCGGCCGGCUGGAGUUCUCGGAGGGACUAUCCUCUCGCGGAGGCGGCGGCCCUAGAUCUCCUGGGAACGGCCCCCCUCCAUCAUCUCCCAUGCCUCUGGGACUUGGCCGGAGAAAGAAGGCACCGCCCCUGGUGGAAAAUGAGGAGGCAGAACCUGGGCGGGGUGGGCUGGGUGUGGGGGAGUCAGGACCACUAGGUGGGGGUGGGGGAGGGGGGUCCCAUGUGGGCCUACCUCCCCCACCCCCAUCGCUUCGGCCCCGACUGGUGUUCCACACCCAGCUGGCCCAUGGAAGCCCUACUGGUCGAAUUGAAGGCUUCACAAAUGUGAAGGAAUUGUAUGGCAAGAUUGCUGAGGCCUUCCACCUUCCCCCUGCUGAGGUAAUGUUCUGCACACUCAAUACACAUAAAGUGGACAUGGAGAAGCUCCUUGGAGGCCAGAUAGGGCUGGAGGACUUCAUCUUCGCCCAUGUCAAAGGCCAACGCAAGGAAGUAGAGGUGUUCAAGUCAGAGGAGGCCCUGGGGCUCACCAUCACUGACAACGGGGCUGGCUAUGCCUUUAUCAAGAGGAUCAAGGAGGGGAGUGUCAUUGACCGAAUCCAAGUGAUCAACGUGGGCGACAUGAUAGAAUCCAUCAAUGGGCAGAACCUUCUCGGCUGCCGACACUAUGAGGUGGCCAAGAUGCUCAAGGACCUACCCCGAGGCCGCACCUUUACCCUCAAGCUUACGGAGCCUCGAAAGGCCUUUGACAUGAUCAGUCAGAGGUCAACAGGGGCUCGCCCUGGCUCUGGACCCCAACUUGGCACUGGCAGGGGGACCCUUCGCCUCCGUUCCCGGGGUCCAGCUACAGUGGAAGAACUGCCUUCAGCAUUUGAGGAGAAGGCCAUUGAGAAGGUGGAUGACCUGCUAGAAAGUUAUAUGGGCAUCCGGGACACAGAGCUGGCAGCCACCAUGGUAGAGCUGGGCAGGGAUAAGCGAAACCCAGACGAAUUGGCGGAGGCAUUAGACGAACGACUAGGUGACUUUGCCUUCCCUGAUGAGUUUGUCUUCGAUGUGUGGGGAGCAAUCGGCGAUGCCAAAGUUGGGCGAUACUAAGACUCAAAUUGGAAUGACUCCGAGGAAAUGUGGGACGGAGUUAACAUGAGACAGUGCCGAGAGGCCUUGGAAGCAAAAAGUCUGGGAGAACAGACACCUGGGGCCCAUCCCAGCACCAUCAUUGCUGUUUAGAGGACAGAGCACUGAAGAGGUCUUUGUCUGGGGGCUUAGAGAGAGAGGGAGGAGGGGUCAGAGAGAAGAGCUGGGCCAAGGAUUCAGGCCCCCAGGCCUUCACCACCAUUACCACCACUGGAAUUCAACAUUCCCAAUACAGCCAGAGUAGGAGGAGAGAUGGCCUGACCCUCAAUGCUCUUUAUCUGAUCGGUACAGUCCCUCCCUCCUCAGCCUGACCAGGCUCCCCAGGGAGCCCCCCUCCUCCCUUUCCCACCUACCUCAGUGUCUAGAUUGGGGGGGAGAGAACUGAGAAGCCUCCCCCUUCUUUCCUCCUCUACUUUUCCACACUAGCUGCCAAACUGGCCCCACUCCCCUCCCUGGGGCACCCAGCUCUGUUUCAUGGAGAAGCCUAAGACCUCUGCCUGUUUCUCUGACGCAGAGAAGAGGAGGGGCAACCAGGCAGCCACUUUUCCCCUGUCACCCCAGAAACUGCAAUAUGGUCACCAUCACCACUAGGAGACUCCCCAGACUUUUUACCUCUGUAUUUGAACUUGACUGCUGUGAACCCAUCCCCUGUGCUAGGAUUGACUUCCCUUAGGGGUCCCCUGGAUUCCCCAGCUGCCCUCACUGACUUUGAGGGGGUGGGGCAGGCCUUGACUAGGGGUUUUCUAUUUGAGUUAUCUUUAACAUAAAGAGAUCUCUUGAGUGGAGCUGAGCUGCGUGGCCUGAGGGGUGGGGGGCUGAACUGGAGCUGGGAAAGAAUGUGUAGACUGAAAUUCAUCCGCUCUGUGGCCCAAAUUGAAUUAGGAGACCUUGGCCCAGUCUUCCCCUGCCUCCUCCCACCCACCGUUCUGCCUGAUUAGUGCUUAGGCCCUACCUCUCAGCUUCUCAGCAAGAGAAUUUUUCAGCUCAAUGUUUCAACUGGAUGGGAAGUUUGGACACUUCAGUUCAAGUUCUGGCUGCCACUAAUUUGCUGGGUGACUUUUCCCUCUGGGCCUUCUUUUCCUGUUUAAGUUGAGGGAACCUCCAAGAUCCCUUCCAGCUCCGAGCUUUUUUAUGACCAUUUGCUUCCCACUUCCUGAAAUAGUGGAGGUGGUGGGCUCUAAACAUUCCCCUCACCCAGAGGCCAAGAAGAUUUGUGUGUGGCUCUGGUGGCCCCUGUCCCUCUAGACACCAGUCACAUAGCAGAGACUUUGUCCCAAUUGGUAAAAAUGUAUUUUUAUGGUAUGUUCCAAAAAGCCCUAAGGAAAUAUGGAAGGAUUGCUUUCCCAUUUUAUGGUUAAAGAAACUGAGCUCCAGAGGGAAUUGAAUUCCUUUCUGCUGAUUCAGAUUCAGCACUCUUAGAGGGAACAGAAGUCUUCAAAUGUAGCCCCCAAAUGAAACAAUGGGAGAGGAUGGCUGGAAUCCUGAGGGGCAGAGACCCAUUCUCCCUUCCUGCUGAGGGAUGGCCCUUUUGGGCAAGUUCCAGCUUUAACAUAUUGCCAUGAGUGACUAAGCAGGUAAAUUCCACUUGUUCAGCCUCAGUUUCCCCUUCUGUAAAGUGAUGCAGUUGGACCAGUCUAAUCCCUUCCAGAUCCAGAGCCUCUAGUUGCCAUGAGUUCUGCCUCUAGGCAUAUGGCCCUAGCCAGGGAGCUUCCUCUCUGGGUCUCCAUCUCUUCCUUGGGCCAGACAUAUUCUAAAUUUUGAAAGUAGACACCAACCAGAAACCAUAGAUGGCUGACCCUGAUGAACAGUAGGGACCCUCCCCUGCCCCUGAGGUUGGACCUCUCCAGCCUUGGGCUAGAGUAGGACAGGCUCUGGCUGGCUGAGCUGAUGGGGGAAGAUGCGGGGAGACUGACAUAAACCCGACACCAAUGUUUUGACAGUCAGCUCUUCAUCCCUGGGAGAGGGAGGGGGGCCUCAGGAAAAUGGGUAGCAGCUGGCUUGGGGGGUGGGGUAGGAAAACUGGCUUCAACCCCCAGGAUUCUGGGUAGGAACAUUAAAGUGAACUUCAAUUGGAGAGGUGGGGGGAGGGUGGGGAACUGUCUGGGCAGAUGGGGAGUCUGAAGGGGGGUGGUUCUCCCAUUUUGUAUCUGGAUGAAUCUCAAUCCCAUUGUCUGCUUCUGCCUCUUGCCUAGGGUUUCUGCUGUCUCUGGGCAUGAGGCUGUGGGGGAGUAUGAAACUUAGGGGUCUAGAACUGCAGAGGAUGGGUUUUGGGAGGCAGGGCUCCUGGAUCCCCUCCCCAGCCCACCCUUUGUCCUCAUCCCAGCUCCAGCAUCCUUGGGGAUUACAUGUUCUUGGGGAACCGCCUCCAGCCUAAGCCUGACAUAAAUAAAAGAACCCCAUCCAACCCAUCCUCUUCUCCCCCCAUCCCACGGAACACCCCUUCCCCCCAGGAAUGAACAUUGCCUCUCUCAGCCCAGCUCAGUUCAGGGCUGAUGCCUCCCAGGCCGAAUGCCUUCUAUCCCUGGCAUCACCAAACAAUGCCUGGCACCCCCAUCCCUGAUAGGGUAGGCUCAGCGACCAAUUCUCCCAGCAGAGCCCUAUUUGAAAGUGUGCCUGCCCAUCUAUGAACCGCUUGUUCAGAGCUGGACAGAGAUCAGCCCCACCUGGGGAAAGGCUCAGGAUCUGGGCUGAGGAGACUCAAAUUGGAACCCUACCCUAGGCCAUUCCUUUGUGACCUUGGAUCAUUCACGUAACUUCUUUCUCUGACCUUAAUUUCCUCAUCUGAAAUGGGGGUUAGGCCUAGAUCGCCCCCAUCCCUCCUGGCUUUAAAGCCUGUGGGCACGCUAGGAAGUUGGGAAGGGGUUCUCUCACCUGGGAUGUCCUGCUGCCCCCAGCACCAGAGGGAGGGCUGCAGUGGGGAGAGGGGAGAAAUGAAUAUCUGACACACUCAUAUUUUCCAGUGUUUGGAUUUUCUCAGCAUUAUUAUUGUUAUUAAUGAGAAAAGCAUGAGGGCGCCCUGCCUAAGAAUGGGGGGUAAGGAGCUAGGGAGGAUGGGGGUGGGGGACAGCUCAGUUUCCUCUCUAAAUUGGGGAAGGGAUGGAUUAGGUGAUCUCUAGGAGCCUUGCCAGCCCUAAAACCAAUGACUGAGGCUCUCUUCGUAGGCUCAGUCGAGGGGGCCGGAGGUCACACCUCAAUAGCCUAAAAGACAGGAAGGGAAGUCUUGUAUCAUGGUGUAGUGGGGAGAAGAUUGGCAUUGCUUGGAGCCAGUUCAAAUCCUGACUGUGACACUAGUUCCAAGACCAAGCAGGCUCUGAGCCUCCAUUUCCUUACCUGUCAGUAAAGAAGAAUCUUCUCUGCAUUGCCUACCUCACAGGGUUGUUGUGGGGAAAGCAUUUGGUAAACCUUGAUGUGUUAUGGACAA